Molecule: messenger RNA, 1518 nt
Organism: Rhinocladiella mackenziei CBS 650.93
Lineage: Eukaryota; Fungi; Ascomycota; Eurotiomycetes; Chaetothyriales; Herpotrichiellaceae
Product: NADH-ubiquinone oxidoreductase 51 kDa subunit, mitochondrial
Exons: 3
Coding region: 1-1518 (505 amino acids)
Molecular function (GO): NADH dehydrogenase (ubiquinone) activity; 4 iron, 4 sulfur cluster binding; NAD binding
Source: RefSeq, a predicted model, not a curated record
AUGAUUGUUCGGUCUUCAGCCACUAAGACCGUGGCUCGAGCGGCUGCGAAGACAGCUUCACGAUCUGCCACCCCCCCCAUUGCCGCCACAAGCUCCUCGACCCUCCAAACCCGCUCCUACGCCACCGUUCAAGAAGGACAACCUCGGCAGAGAAGAUAUGGAGGUCUGAAGGACCAGGAUAGGAUAUUCCAGAACCUCUAUGGCCAUCAUGGCACGGAUCUCAAGAGCGCAAUGAAAUAUGGGGACUGGUACAGGACCAAGGACAUCAUAUUAAAAGGCCAUGACUGGUUGAUCAACGAGAUCAAAGCGUCGGGUCUGCGAGGAAGAGGUGGUGCUGGCUUUCCUUCGGGCUUAAAAUUCUCAUUCAUGAAUUUCAAAGGCUGGGAAAAUGACAAAAAGCCCCGAUACCUUGUCGUCAAUGCCGACGAAGGCGAGCCUGGAACCUGCAAAGACCGGGAAAUCAUGCGCAAGGACCCGCAAAAGCUCGUUGAGGGAUGUUUGGUUGUCGGCCGCGCCAUGAACGCCACAGCAGCAUAUAUCUAUAUUCGCGGCGAAUUCUACCACGAAGCUACUGUCCUCCAACGAGCGAUCCAAGAGGCAUAUAAGGAGGGUUUAAUCGGUAAAAAUGCAUGCGGAUCCGGAUACGAUUUCGACAUCUACCUCCACCGCGGCAUGGGUGCCUACGUUUGUGGCGAAGAGACUUCCCUAAUUGAGUCCCUCGAAGGCAAGGCCGGUAAACCUCGUCUGAAGCCUCCUUUCCCAGCUGCUGUCGGACUAUUCGGCUGCCCUUCUACAGUCACAAACGUCGAAACCGUCGCAGUCUGUCCUACCAUCGUCCGACGCGGAGCGAAAUGGUUCGCUAGCUUCGGCCGCGAACGUAACCAAGGCACCAAACUCUUCUGUAUCUCCGGCCACGUCAACAACCCGUGUACGGUGGAAGAGGAAAUGUCGAUCCCCCUCCGCGAACUGAUCGAAAAACACUGCGGCGGCGUGCGCGGCGGGUGGGAUAACCUGCAAGCCGUGAUUCCCGGCGGCUCCUCGACCCCGAUCUUGCCCAAACACGUCUGCGAUGACCAACUAAUGGACUUUGACGCGCUCAAGGACUCGCAAUCUGGUCUAGGCACUGCGGCGGUGAUAGUGAUGGACAAAUCUGCUGACGUCGUCCGCAUGAUUGCCAGAUUGAGCGCCUUCUACAAACACGAGAGUUGCGGCCAAUGCACGCCCUGUCGCGAAGGCAGCGCCUGGACGGCCAAGAUGAUGGAACGUUUCGAAAAGGGCCAAGGCCGUAUCAGAGAAAUCGAUAUGCUACAGGAGCUCACCAAACAGGUUGAAGGACACAGUAUUUGCGCUCUGGGCGAAGCCUUUGCCUGGCCUAUUCAAGGUCUCAUCCGACACUUUAGACCUGAACUCGAGAAGCGUAUGGAAGAGUAUGCCUCAAGUUCAGGUGCCGAAGCACUUGCGGGCGGCUGGGAGCAUGAUGCUGCAAAGAAGGGGUUGCUUGUUGCUCCGGGGCAAUAG